This is a messenger RNA of Trichomonas vaginalis G3, 408 nucleotides long. Its product is annotated as ribonuclease inhibitor domain-containing protein. Bases 1 to 408 code for a protein of 135 amino acids. Lineage: Eukaryota; Parabasalia; Trichomonadida; Trichomonadidae. The record is from RefSeq and is a predicted model, not a curated record. The transcript has a single exon.
AUGCUCCAAACCAUAUUAAUUGGCAAUAGUGUUACGUCAAUUGGAAAUGAGGCAUUUUCUGGAUGUCAUAGUCUUAUAUCAAUUAUAAUUCCUAAUUGUGUCACAUCACUUGGAGACUCAGUAUUCGCAGGAUGUUCUCGCCUUAAAUCUGUAGUAAUUUCAAAUAGUAUAAAAUCAUUUGGAAUUAAAGCCUUUGCUGAUUGUUUGGAACUUACUAAUAUAACAAUUCCUGAUAGUGUUACAUCAAUUGGAGAAAAGGCAUUUGCUCAAUGUUUCAGCCUCAAAACAUUAGAAAUCCCUAAUGGUGUUACAUCAAUUGAAAACAGUUCCUUUACAGGAUGUUCUCAGCUCUUAAGUGUAAUAAUUGGUAAUAGUGUUACAUCAAUUAAAUCUUACGCAUUUUCAUAA